Messenger RNA from Uloborus diversus, 7409 nucleotides. It is a transcript of the gene Cont, whose product is annotated as contactin-like. The coding region runs from base 162 to 3851 and encodes 1229 amino acids. Gene Ontology annotation, molecular function: protein binding. Lineage: Eukaryota; Metazoa; Arthropoda; Arachnida; Araneae; Uloboridae. The record is from RefSeq and is a predicted model, not a curated record. The transcript has 23 exons. Gene Ontology annotation, biological process: cell-cell adhesion.
UUGUUUUGAAUUAACAGUUCUCGAUUUUGUUGCUUUAAAAUCAAUUACAAAAAUCUGAAAUACUGCUGCACAUUUAAAAGCAGUGAUUUCAUUUUGCAUAGUUAAUUUAGGUUCAUUGUUUCCCGUUCAGUCAUAUUGUUCUUGUGCUUCAUGUUCUAGUCAUGUUUAUGCCAUUUCUUUCUCAUGCUGUCAUAGUCAUCAUAUUGUGCACCCUUUCAAAAUAUGCAAAUUGUCAAGUUUGCCACAAAAAUUGGGAGGAUUUCAAAGACUCUUGCUAUAGAUUUACACGCACCCCCUUGAAAACACGUCUUGAUGCUUCUGAUAGGUGUAGAGCUUACAACUCAGACUUAGUUGCUGUUAAUAAUUUAGAUGAGCACAAUUUUAUAAUCAAAUGGUUAAGAGAAAAUGAUCCUCAACAUAGACAAUGGUGGACCAGUGGACGAGAUGAUGGGGAUAACAAUUGGAUCUGGGACAGUGACAACACUUUAUUUAGUGACACAGAAUCCAUGUUUUUACCAAUGCAAAAUACAUCAUAUUUUCGCUAUGCUGCUUAUAACUAUUCUGACUUGGCUAACAAAUGGGGUCUUCAAAAAGUAGAUGAACUGGAUCUGAUGGCAUAUAUUUGUGAGAUUCCAAAAGAGAAACUUCAUCAGAUAAUUAUCACUGAAAGAGAAAUAGAUUAUGGGAUCAAUGUAUUAGACAAAGAACUCAUACCUCGGGGACCUUAUUUCAUUGAAGAACCCCAAUCUGCUAUAUUUGAUCCUAGUAGUCGUAAACAAGUAAAUGAUGUUGCUUUGAAAUGUGUUGCUGCUGGUUAUCCCCCACCAAUUUAUAAGUGGUAUCGAGAGGAAUUCAAAAGCGAUGAACUUAUAAGUCAUAUUGUUGAUCCAUUAGUUGAUUCUCGAUAUACACAAACAGAUGGUACAUUGAUAAUCCACAACCCUCAGCAAAACCAAGAUCGAGGAAAUUAUCACUGUACUGCAGAAAAUAAAUAUGGAAUUGUUGUUAGCCAAAGUAUUCAAUUAAGUUUUGGCUACAUUGCUGAAUUUAACAAAAAGCGGUCUUCUGAUUCUGGGCGAGAGAACUGGGGCAAGUCUAUUGCUUGUGAUCCACCACAGCAUUAUCCUCGUGUAAAUUACUAUUGGGUCAGAAAUAAGUUCUUCAAUUUUGUCGAAGAAGAUCAAAGAGUUUUUGUCUCAUUUGAUGGUAAUCUUUACUUUUCAUCUUUGGAAAAAGUUGAUGCUGCUAGUUAUUCUUGCAAUGUGCAAAGUGUAAUUUCCUCAUUUGGUCGUGUUGGGCCAUUUUUUAAUUUCAACGUUGAGCCAGCAUCCAGUGGCCAGAAAUUGCUGUUCCCCAAUAGUUUUCCAAAAGCAUUUCCAGAUGCUCCUUUAGCUGGGGAUGAUGUUCGAUUGGAAUGUAUUGCCUAUGGAUACCCUGUGCCAAGUUACAAUUGGACAAGAAAAGGGUUCACAAGUGAAUUACCUCAAGGUGCAUACACAAAAAGCUUUCAAAGAAUUUUAAUGCUUCCCAAAGUCCGUGUAGAAGAUGUGGGUGAUUAUGUGUGCUCAGCUAGCAAUGGUAUUGAAUCUAUCACAAAAGCUGUCCCGCUUAGAAUUCAAGCUAAACCAGAAUUCACAAUUCCAUUGGAAAACAAAGUAGUUGAUGAAAGUUCUUUGCUUGUUUGGACCUGCGAAGCUUUUGGAAAACCUGAGGUUAAGUACACUUGGCUAAAAAAUGGCAAGGAGUUAACCUAUAGCUCUCUUUCUAAUAAUGAUCGUAACAGAUAUAGAAUGUCUGAAAAUGUAUUAACCAUUGACCAAGUUACAAAAAGUGAUCAAGGGAUGUAUCAGUGUAGAGCUUCCAAUCACCUUGGAUCUUCAUAUUCUUCUGGACAACUACGAGUUAUAAGUAUGAAACCAUCAUUUGCUAAAUAUCCAUUGGACAGUGAAAUGUAUGCAGCAGAAGGUGGAAAUGUUACGAUUCCAUGUCGUCCAGAAGCUGCUCCUUUUCCAGAGUUUACUUACAAACGUAACAAUUAUGGUCUUAGCUCAUCGAACAGAAUCCAGAUCUUGGCAAAUGGAUUUUUAUACAUAAAUCCAGUUGUGAGGGAAGAUGAAGGAAAAUAUACAUGCAUUGCUAAAAAUAUUCAUGGAACUGAUUAUAGUGAAGGCUUGUUGAUUGUUUUAACCCUGCCUAGAAUGCUUGAUGCUCCUCAUCCGCGAGUGACUGCUGUUGUGAAUGAUACUAUUGAACUUCCAUGUCAAGCUUAUGCAAAUGAUCAGUUAUUAGACAUGGCAUAUAUAUGGCUUCAAAAUGGUCUUAGAAUUGAUAUGGAGAAGCAAUCUCAAUUUUCAGUGGGAAGACAUGCAGGGUAUUUGAAAAUUGAGAACAUUACUCGUGCUGAAGCGGGCACAUAUCACUGUAUUGUUAAGACUGCUGUUGGUCGCAUCGUAAAGCCAACAGAAUUAAUUGUAUUUGGACCUCCUGGUGCUCCAGGAGCUGUGCUAGCUGAAGAAAUAACUGCAACAUCAGGAAAAAUUCAUUUUAGUGAUGGUUCUGCUAAUGGUGAUCCAAUUAAAUCAUACAUUAUUGAGGGCAAAACUAAUCACAACAGUACUUGGGUUGUGCUUAAAGCAAAUGUUGAAAAAUGGAAGAAUCGACAAGAUACCGGUCGUAAAGAAAUAGAACUGUUUAAUGUACUAUCUCCUUGGAGCAUUUACUCAUUCAGAGUUUCAGCUGUAAAUGCAUUAGGAAUCGGUGAGCCGAGUGAUCCUAGUCCUUUUUAUAACACUGAUAGAGAUGUACCUCAUAUUGCUCCUAAAAAUGUCCAUGGUGGUGGUGGGAAAACUGGUAGCUUGACAGUCACAUGGGAUCCCUUGCCACCUCAAGAAUGGAAUGCUCCAGAAAUUUAUUACAAUGUUUCAUAUAAACCUGCAAAUUCAGAAGUGAAGUUCCAAGAAAUUUCUUUAAAAAAGAGGCAUAACAUUGGGUUGCAUGUCAUUAAUGUAGGUGAGGAAAAUUACUAUAAACCAUAUUUGGUAAAAGUACAAGCUAUCAACAGUGUUGGUCCUGGACCUUAUAGUGAAGAAGUACUGGUUUAUUCGGCGGAAAAUAUGCCACAAGUUCAGCCUUCUCAAGUUUAUGCUGUUGCAUAUAACUCAACAGCACUUAAUGUGACUUGGGCACCUUUGGACUUAAAUCGAGAGAAAAUACGCGGAAAAUUAAUUGGAUAUAGAAUCAAGUAUUGGCAAAAUGGCAAAAAUCCUGAAGAUGAUUCCCUUAUUUUGUUAAAACGAGGACUGGAGAAUUGGGGAUUAAUAGUCGGUUUGCAACCUGAUACUGAAUAUUGGUGUGCUGUCAUGGCAUACAAUGAUGCAGGCAGUGGUGUUGAAAGUGAACCUUUCCUUGCUCGCACGUUCAAAGCUGCUCCCUUGCGCCCACCAACAAAUGUUCGUGUUGAUGCUCUUAAUCCAACUAGUGUGGCUGUUUCUUGGAGAGGUGUUUUACCUUCUACAGAAGAAGAACCAAUUAGAGGCUAUAAAGUUCGGUAUUGGGAAUCUGACCAAGACAUGACAUCAGCAAAAGAAGUCUAUCGUUUCUUGGAUGGAAAUGACUUAGAAGUUGUGGUUUCUGGCCUCACUUUGGGCAAAGUGUACAAGCUACGUGUUUUGGCUUUCAGCAAUGGUGGUGAUGGGAAAAUGUCUUCACCUGUCCGAGAAUUUAAAAUAGGUGAUGCAACAGCUUUAUAUUACAGAACCUCAUCAAGUAACUUGUGUUAUUCAUCGUUUAUUCUGAGCUUAGGCAUGAUAUCUACAAUUGUAGCUACUAAUGUAUGGAUACUGAAGGUAUAAAUUUUGUUCAACAUUUGAAAAGAAUGUGCCACCUUUAGAAAAAAAUUUCCUUUCAUUACUUCAUAACCAACAAAUAUACAAUAUACUUUCUACUGUUUCCAUUUUACCUGAGUGCAUUUGUUAUAUCUGACGCUGAAAAUGAUAUUUUUUCAUUUUUGGAAAUAAUAGUUACGUAUUUUUAUACUUUUUAUACUUUGAGCAAAAAAUUAUGUUCUGCUAUAAGUCUUACAUGCAGUGUGCAGUGCAAUCUAGGAUUAAUCUACAAGAAAUAUGUUCAUUUCUCAUUGAACGCACACAUUUAUUGUUUAAAAUAUUCUAGUGUAUGUUGAAGAAUUGGUUGUAUUUUUACACUUGUAUAUAUAUACUGGUGAAAAUUUUCAAUGUAUCAAAAGAGUUUUUAAGAUUAUUUUACUCUGAAAAUAUUGGGACUAGUUUUCUUCUUUUAUGUGUGUUUAUUGUUCUUGUUAAGAUAUACUCAUGACUAAGUUAUGGUAAUUGCAUUGUAAGUUAUGAGUUCGUUUUCCUAAGCAACAUAUUUUAACUUGUGCAAUGUCAUUUGUUUUCAGUAUUUUAAAGAUUCAUUUUCAUUGAGCAAUUUUCAUUUAUAUAACUGUAUUAUUCAGAAUGCCCCCAAACAUUUUCUUAAAAGUUGGUUUCAAAACUAGGAUCAGGAUUUUAUCAAGGAUUUAAUUGUAUAUGCUACCAUUCUUUGUUGUAGAUUUCUCAACCUAUGGCUCUCAGAUAGAUAUGAGAAAAUGAUAAGUCGGGAAAGUUCCAAUGUGUGCAUUUCUGAUAAUGAAAAGUUUUAGUUGACUGUUCAAACCAAAACAUUUUCUUUUGGAAGGGGUUAUUUUGUGAUCUUUUUUCAUCACUCACAUAAAAAGUUGAAUACAAUUUUAAAGGAUAUUCUGUUAUUUUCAAAACUUUACCCUUAAUUUAAUAAGGAUGCAGAUCAUAUUUAGAAUUAUAGAGUAAUAUAAUAUUAUAUGUCAUAUUUUUUCAUUUAAUCAUCUUUAGUUGCAGCUAAGUUCAAUGUAUACAUUCCAUGUCAUUACAACACUGUUUAAAAUAUUCUUAUUUAAGAACAGUAGAACUCGACUUGAUAUGGUAUCAUGUUUUCAAAAUUUGUACUGAAUUUUAAUAAAUGUAAUUUCUUUUUAACAAAAUGAACAUGCAGGUGGGGGGGGGGGAGUAUGCUUAACACUUCACUUAUUCCAUAAUGACUUCAGAAGAAGAGAAAAUUGCGCCUGUGGUUUUUUUAAUUCAUUAGAAGAAUGAUUCAGAAAAGUGACUUUUUUUUUUUUCACUUUUCUUAGAAUUUCAUUUCAAAAUGUAUUUUGAUUAUAGGCAUGAAAACAUGUACUUUUUACCCCUCUUAUUUGCAUAAUGCAAAACUAACUAUUUUUUGAUCAUGACUCUAAAGUUAUUAAAAUAGCAUCGAUGUAGUUUUAGUGUUGAUCAUUUAUUUUUCAAAAAACUUUAUCCUAUAUUUACUCUACUAGUUCAAAAAAAAAAAAAAAAAACUACUUUGAAAGAAGUAUUCCUUUUGUGUAGAUGUUUAGAAGUCAACUUUGCUUUUAAAAGGUUUGAAAAUGUUAAAAACAAAUGUUGAACCCAAUUACUAUUUAAAUAUGGCAUGUUAGGCACAACUUCUGGAAAAAGUUGAAAGGAUUUAAUGUUUCGAUGAAAUACAAGUUUUAUAUUAUUUCAGUGUAAGAAGUAGAAUAUGCACAUUUUAUGUUAAUCUUUUCUAUUAGUUGUUUUCAGAAGACUUUUUGAAACUGAGUGAUUUUCUAGGAAACUGGGGUAUAUGGAUCCCUUUUUCUGGAUAUCUGAACCAAAAUGCUGUUUUAUGCAACAAAGUUUUGCUUUUUUUAAUACUUCCAUGUAUUCUACUGCCAUUAUUGCAGUAACUUUGAUCACCAUGUGAAAGGAAGUUAUACUAUAUUAUGUAACCAUGUUAAUUUUAGGAAACCAAUUGGUAUUCAGACGACUUUUUCUGUCCGGGAAUUGACUAAUGCAACUAUUUUUUGAAGUUAAUAACCUUUUUCAAUUGAACUUUCAGUGAUAUUCUCGAAAAUAAUGUUCAGUUACAUUCUUAUACUGUGCAUAAUAGAACCUGUAGACCAUAAUAUCACAUGCAAAAUAUUUUAAAAAUUUUCAGACAAAUUAUUUGAAAAAAAAACUUUGAAGAAUAAUUUAACAUCUGCAUAACUCUAAUGCGAAAUAUUGGAGUUGUUUUACUUACUUUCUAUUGGUAUCUUGUUUUUGAUUAUUUCAAGAAAAGGAUUAAAAAGUAAUGUAAUUUUAAAAGUAAUUUUUUACCUCUUAUAUUAAAUGUUGUAACUAGUUGAAGUGCAUUUGAGUUCAAGAGUAAAAACUCAUCUCAUGGCAAGCAAGUUUUUAGCUAAGCUUUUAAAUUUCGAUAGUUAAUUAGCUAUGCUUACAACUUUCCUAUAAAUAGAACUGCUGUUUAAAAAAUCAUGAGUUAGUAUUCUAAUCUACCAUACAUGAGCUCUUUAAUGUAUCCUAAGCAGCUGAACUAAAGUUAAUUUAAGGAAAUGUGAUGAAUAUAGUUUAUAGUGAUUCCAGAAAAAAAAUAAUGGUUUAUGGGUUAACUUUAAUAAUAUUACAUAAAUAAUGAGAUGUUCAGUGUUAGUUGUAAAUGAAUAUGAGUAAAACAUUGCAUUUAAUUACUGAAUGUAAAGUACUGUUAUUGUAAUAAUCCAAAAGAAAAAUUAAAGUUAAUUUUCAGAGGCAGUCUAGCAUAAAAAACAGCAUAAUGUGUUAGAAAUGAAAAAUAACCAUUCCGAAAUUUCCAUUGAUGCAUCUUUCAGAAUCUCAAAAUAUUUUUGUGAUUCAGUUAAAUUUUUGGAAUGCAACUGCUUACACACAAAUAUUUUUAUAAUGUCCAUGUAAUUUUAAAUGCCUUUUUAUAUAUGUUUUUGUAUUAAGAACAUUUCUAGUUAUUUAAACUAAUAUCUGUGGCUAACUGUUCUUCUGUUUAAAAUAUAUUUUUAAGCUGCUAUGUGAUCUUAUCCGUCCAAUAGGGUUUGUGUUAUUAGGGCAUGGGUGUGUUUAAUUGCUGUACAAUAGUUUCAGUGGAACAAAUGCUUUAAUAUGAAGUUAUAUUAUUUCUUGUGAAUAAAGAAGCAAUUGUUUAAGAAAUGGCACAAACUAGCAAUAAUAACUAAAAGAAUAUUGCUAAAGGUAGUUUUCUUUGGAUUCUAUUACUUUCAUAUUUUACAAAAAGUGAUGAUUCCGUCCAAGCAUGACACUUGUCAAUACUGCAUUUAAUGAAAAGUGGGGAACCUCGACGCAUGAAAUUUUUACUAUUUUGUUUCCUGUUUAUAUUUAAAAACUAAUACUGGUGUAUUUUGCUUAUUUUUUGUUAUUUACACAAAAACAGUAGUACACAUAAGAUUGUGUGUAUUUUUUCAUCCCAGUGAUACAAUGUUCAUUUAUCUUAUUACUAUCAGAGCUCAAGCUAUUGUAUGUUUUUGUACAUUUUUAUGGAAAACUUCAGUUUGAAAUAAAUAUUUUAAUAUUUUUAUUGUG